Crotalus tigris (Tiger rattlesnake) is the source of this 6427-nucleotide messenger RNA. RefSeq names its product SEC24 homolog C, COPII coat complex component (gene SEC24C). The transcript is spliced from 25 exons. Gene Ontology annotation, biological process: COPII-coated vesicle cargo loading; endoplasmic reticulum to Golgi vesicle-mediated transport; intracellular protein transport. The coding region runs from base 371 to 3895 and encodes 1174 amino acids. NCBI's taxonomy places the organism in Eukaryota, Metazoa, Chordata, Lepidosauria, Squamata, Viperidae. Gene Ontology annotation, molecular function: SNARE binding; zinc ion binding. Gene Ontology annotation, cellular component: endoplasmic reticulum exit site; COPII vesicle coat. The record is from RefSeq and is a predicted model, not a curated record.
AGGGCCCGGCCCAGGAACCGGAAGUCGUCAUCGCCGGGGUCGCUGGCUGUGGUGAGUCCUGGGCCGAGCGCUUGUUCCGGGCGCGGGCGGCCCGUCGGGGGAAAAGAAGGGCCACGCUGCGGCUUCCGAGUCGUCCGGCCCGGGCCCACGUUUGCAUCCGCCGCCCGGCUCCGACCGCUCCGGACUGGCCUGGACGCCUUCCCGCCGGCUAGCGCAGGAAGCGGCCGCGUCUUCCCGCUUGCCCCUCUCCUGACGGCUCCGGGUGGGAGCAGCUGAGAGCAGCGGCAGCCAGGAGCUCACCUGCCUCCCUUUCCCACGUGUUCGGGGCCUGUUCGUGAUGGGUGAAGAGUAGCCUGGGGAUGUGAACAUAAUGAGUGUAAACCAGCAAGCUCACACGGGGCCAUCUUAUGGACAAUCACAGCCUGGAUAUGCGAAUUACAUGCAGCCGGACUAUGGAGGACACCAAAUGCAAAGUGUUCCUGCCUCUCAGUACGGUCCUUACAAUGGCCCAGUGACAGGAUACCAACAAGCAGGCCCUCCCCAAGGUUACUAUCCUUCCCUGGGGUUUCCUUCUAAGAAUCCUCCUGUCUCUCUUGAUUCUGAUGCUUCCUUUGCUCCUAACUCCCUAGGUUCUCUAAGAGCGCCCCCCACCUCAUCUGGAGCAUCUGCAUCAACAUCUGGAACGUUAAUCCCUUCUGGACAGCCUGCCUGUAGUCAGCUUGGACAAGGAGAUGUACGAAAUGGGAUACCUGCUUCUACAGUUCCCUUGCAAAGAGCCUCUGCUUCUCAACAGUUCGUGGCAGGCACAGCACCUCCUUCUGUGGCUCACCCUCCUGCUUUCCAGCAAUACGGACUGCCUCCAACUAGCACCCAACAGCUGGCCAAUCAGAUGGCAGAAAUGCAGAUAGGCAGGGGGUCAUCCUCUAUUCCAUCCCCAGCUGGAUUGAACUAUGGUCCUCCAACGUCAGUUAUACCUGCCUCAGGAAGUUUUAUUGCCCCUGGAUCUGGGCAAUAUAUGUCACAUUCAGGCCAAGGUCCACCACCUCCGAAUGUUUCUCAUGGAUUGCCUCCUACCACUUUGUCUCAGGGAUCGGGUCCCUCGGCCCUGCAUACUUCCUCUCAACCCCCCCUAUUUGCUCCCCCACCUUCAUCUGCUGGGGUUGGAGCAUCCAGUUAUCCUCCCGCUACGGGGAUUUCAAGGCCUCCCACAAUGCAGGGUGCGUUGUUGCCUGGACCACCAAUUGCUGGGCUGCUGACUUCCCAGCCAAAUCAUGUGACCUCACCACCACCUCAGCCACUUAUGACAGGACCGCUUCCUAGGCCACCAGUAACAGGACUGCAGGGACCACCUCCUGUCCAUCCUUCACAACCAGGAUACGCGCUGCAGCAAAAUGGUUCUUUUGGGCAAAAUAGGGGAACUCAACCAAUGUAUGGUGCAGCUUUCCCCGGACCAGCAAAUUAUGGAAGUCAGCCUGCAGCACCACCACCUCUUCCCAAACGACUUGACCCAGACUCUAUUCCUAGCCCACAACUCAAUGAGCUGCCACCUCAGCAGAAACCCAGGCACAGAAUAGAUCCUGAUGCAAUUCCUAGCCCAAUUCAGGUCAUUGAAGAUGACAGGAAUAACCAUGGGUCAGAACCAUUCAUCACAGGAGCACGUGGACAAGUCCCACCUCUUGUUACUACAAAUUUCUUGGUGAAAGAUCAAGGUAAUACAAGUCCCCGCUACAUAAGAUGUACUUCUUAUAAUAUUCCCUGCACUUCAGAGAUGGCUAAACAAUCUCAAGUUCCUCUUGCUGCAGUUAUAAAACCGUUGGCUACACUUCCCACAGAAGAGGCCCCUCCUUAUCUGGUGGACCAUGGGGAAUCGGGUCCCAUUCGGUGCAAUAGGUGUAAGGCGUACAUGUGCCCCUUUAUGCAGUUCAUUGAAGGAGGAAGACGAUUCCAGUGCUGCUUCUGCAACUGUGUUACUGAGGUGCCAUCUCAUUACUUCCAGCAUUUGGAUCACACAGGCAGGCGAGUGGAUUACUAUGACAGACCUGAAUUAUCACUGGGCUCCUAUGAAUACCUAGCUACCGUUGACUACUGCAAGAAUAACAAGUAUCCCAACCCUCCUGCUUUUAUUUUCAUGAUUGAUGUGUCGUACAACGCAGUGCGGAGCGGCUUGGUCAGACUGAUAUGUGAAGAACUGAAGACCCUCCUGGAUUAUCUCCCCAGAGAAGGAACUAUGGAAGAAUCAGCCAUCCGUGUGGGUUUUGUCACCUACAACAAAGUUCUACACUUCUACAAUGUCAAGAGCUCCCUGGCACAGCCGCAAAUGAUGGUUGUUUCCGAUAUAGCAGAUAUGUUUGUCCCUUUGCUUGAUGGCUUUCUUGUAAAAGUGAGUGAGUCUCGCGCUGUUUUUACCAGCCUGUUGGAUCAGAUCCCAGAUAUGUUUGCUGAUACAAGAGAAACAGAAACAGUGUUUGCUCCCGUGAUUCAGGCUGGCAUGGAAGCUCUAAAGGCUGCAGACUGUGCUGGCAAGCUUUUCAUAUUUCACACAUCGCUGCCUAUCGCAGAGGCUCCAGGGAAGCUGAAGAACAGAGAUGACAAGAAACUGAUGAAUACCGAUAAAGAAAAGACUCUGUUUCAGCCUCAGACCAAUUUCUACAACAACCUAGCCAAGGAUUGUGUGGCCCAAGGGUGCUGCGUGGAUCUUUUCCUUUUCCCAAAUCAGUAUUUGGAUGUAGCUACCAUGGGGGUCGUUCCAUAUCAGACUGGUGGCUCCAUUUAUAAAUACACAUACUUUCAGGUGGAAACAGAUCAGGAACGCUUCUUGAAUGAUUUACGUAGAGAUGUUCAAAAAGAAGUUGGAUUUGAUGCGGUGAUGAGAGUGCGUACUAGCACAGGUAUUCGAGCAACAGAUUUCUUUGGAGCUUUCUGUAUGAGCAAUACGACAGAUGUGGAAUUAGCAGGUUUAGACUGUGACAAAACAAUCACUGUGGAAUUUAAACACGAUGACAAGCUAAGAGAAGACAGUGGAGCCUUACUUCAGUGUGCUGUAUUGUAUACCAGUUGUGCAGGACAGAGGCGCCUGCGCAUUCACAAUCUCUCCCUGAACUGCUGCACACAGCUGGCUGACCUUUAUAGGAACUGUGAGACAGACACACUGAUCAACUUUCUGGCUAAAUUUGCAUAUCGUGGAGUACUGAACAGUCCAGUCAAAACUGUGAGAGAUACAUUGAUCAAUCAGUGUGCCCAGAUCUUAGCAUGCUAUCGGAAAAACUGUGCUAGCCCUUCUUCUGCUGGACAGCUGAUCCUUCCUGAAUGCAUGAAACUUCUCCCUGUGUAUUUGAACUGUGUUUUGAAAAGUGAUGUGCUCCAGCCCGGAUCUGAGGUCACCACUGAUGAUCGGUCCUACAUCCGCCAGCUAAUCAGUACUAUGGAUGUUGCAGAAACGCACGUUUUCUUUUAUCCCAGACUGUUACCACUGACCAAAAUAGAUUACAACAGCAACGCCUUACCAACAGCAAUCAGAAACUCAGAAGAACGUCUCUCCAAGGGUGACAUUUACCUACUAGAAAAUGGCCUGAAUAUAUUUUUAUGGGUAGGAGUAAAUGUUCAACAAGGCCUGAUCCAAAACCUCUUUGGAGUCUCAUCAUUCAGCCAGAUCAACAGCUCUAUGUGUACACUACCAGUUUUGGACAAUCCCUUUUCAAAAAGAGUGCGAUCCAUUAUUGAUACGUUCCAGGCUCAAAGAUCACGCUACAUGAAGCUUAUCAUUGUGAAGCAGGAAGACAAACUAGAUCUGCUGUUCAAACACUUCCUGGUGGAAGAUAAGAGCAUGAAUGGGGGGGCUUCGUACGUGGACUUCCUCUGUCACAUGCACAAAGAAAUUCGCCAGUUGUUGAGCUAGAGUCAGAAUUAUGCUGGAUGCCAGCAUUGACAUCUGUCAGGUUCAGCUGAUUGACUGCUCAUAAGCGAACCCAUCUCCCUUUGGAAGGACUAUAGAAAAACCUGUAUAAUUUCAUAAUUUUAAUAUACUUCAUAAAGUUUCAGCAUCUCCCAAAAUCUUUUAGAGAGAGACAUGAAUGAUCAAAACACCUACUUAGGGUGAUGAAAAAAAACAGUAUGAUUCUGGGUCCUAAAUCUACGCCACUCACUAAGAUUGGCAGAAAACGACAUCAUUUUUCUCCUGACAGAAGAAAAGCAAUCACUCUCCAAGAUUAGAUGGUGAUGCAAAGUUUGUGUAUAUGAUAAGUCUCUAUGAAAAGAAAAUAAGCCAAAUAGGAAAAGGUGGUGGCUGGCCUACUCAGCUGGGACGUGGAUGUCAGAUAGGGUGGUCACUUCUUAAAAUUUAAGGAUUCAAUAUACUGUAAUCAAAUUGUAGAAUGGUGUCUUUAAAAAAAAAAUCCCAGAUUUUGAGCUAGAGAAAAAAUUGACUCUGUAAUUGUGUUGCUACACAAAUUUGCCUUGAAAUAAGUAAAUGGAAACAAGCAGGUCCUGUCUCUUGGAAAGUUAAAUCUGUCUUUUGGUUGGUGUGAAUUGGUAUGGCCAUCAUCCUUUGAGAAAAGAAGCAUCUUUUUGCCAGUAUCUUGUUUUGUCUCUUUUUUCCUAUUUGCAUGCUAGGUUUUAAUUAAGUAUCUUGAAGAUGACCAUGAUUUUCUCCUUUAAAAGAAAUGUUUUAUAACAAGAUGUCAAAAAGUGGCAUAGAAAUAUGCUUGGAGAUGGUGAGGUUGAGUUGUAUCCAAGAAGCACUGAAAUAUCUGAAAUCUCCAUAUGGAAGAAAUGCUCAUAAUACAAAGUUCAAAUCAUGCCACUGAUGUUCAGACUCUUUAAUAGCUCCAGAUAAUUUUGGUCAUUGAUUAAAAAUAACAAACUGGUUUGUUAGUGUAGGAUAGUCACAACUGAAUUUUAGUCUUCAAGCUCAGACAUAAAGUUGGCCUAGCGCAGAGGUAGGCCACUUUGGCUCUUUUUAUGACUCGUGGACUUCAACUCCCAGAAUUCCUGAGCCAGCAUGGCUCAGCUUGGAAACCUCUCCCUUUCCCCUCAGCAUAGCUGGCUCAGGAAUUCUGGGAGUUGAAGUCCACGCCUCAUAAAAGAGCCAAGGUUGCCUACCCCUGGCCUAGCUGAUAGGCAAUUUUUCCAUUGAUAAACCAUUACUCUGGCUUCCAAGAGGCCAAAGAAAUUCUGACAGAAAAAUGAAAUGCAUUUCACAGACUGGAUAUAAAGGCUCGUUAAUUUGCAGGAGACUACUUGUUUUUUUUUUAGAAAGACUACACUUAGAUUGUCUUGCAGUGUUCAGGAUGUAUUAGGAGAAUAGCAACGUGGAAUUUUGAGAAAGGAUGGGGGGAAGAGCAGGGAAAGAGGCUUUCUUAGGCAAAUUGUGGGUUGAGACUGAAUAUUUGAAAUUGAAACCUUUAUGUACAUGAUUAAAUAUUCAGGAGUAUAGUUUCUUAAUUUUGUGUCUGUGGGCGCGCACAUCUAUGUGUGUGCCCACGAGAAAGAGAAAUUGUAAAUAUUUUGUUUGAUCCAUUGCAGUUUUCCCUUUCGUCGCAUAGCAAUGUACACAAUUCGCUGUCAAGGAGUUUUCCCAAAAGAUUCAUAAAGAUUUCAUGUGUGCUUAAGAUUGCCCUUCUCUCCUUCUUACUAAAUAUAUUAUCCCAACCAAUCCACAAAACAAACAGCAUCCAUUCCCAGAACAACAGUCAACAAUGAAACUUUCAGAAUUCUAAUUUCUAGGAUUUAAAUUUUAAAAAGUUAAUGAGUGUAUUUUCACUUUUUUUCCAUUCAUCUUUUAAUUUGUAAAAAUUAUAUAAAGAUGUAUUUUAUGUCAUUGUUAGCAAAUAAAUACUGAUUAUUUUUUUCCCAAGCCCUGUACUUUGGAGGGGAAUGAACCGGUGUGCAGGCUGACUCUGUCAAGCUCCACAGUGGCAAAUAAAGUAUAAUUUGUAAUAGUCUACAACAAUAUUCUAUCAGAUGCUUAUAAACUUUUCCUUAUCUACAAAAGCAUUUUGUUUUCUAAUCCGUGAACCUAAUUUUUCAUUAGUGCUUGCUGAGAAAAACUAGCAGUUGUAUGAAAAGGCACAAGCAUGCUAGCACUACUUUGAAAUAACAAUACAUCCCUUCCUAAAGCUAAAUCACCUUUCUUCUUGACUAGAUAACCUUACUGUAAAAUUGAACUUUUAUACUGUGAUCUAGAAUACAUUAUAUUGAAUUUCUUAAAAUCUAUUUCUAUUUUUGUGUUAUUGCAUAUUCUUACAGGUGUGUGUGUUACUGGAUGGAAGGUUUGUUUCUUAAAACUGUGUACUGUCUUUCAGUUUGGCUGGAAGAAAUAACUGUCAUGUUUGUUAUUGUUUACCACCAAAAAGUGAUGCAGUAAUUGCAGAGAGUACUGAAAUAGCUCCUUGUAGGCGCCAAAUCAUGAUUACCGUAAAAAAAAAAAAAA